UGCAUGUCAAAGAUAGUCAUGGCCCGCUCAAGGAAGAAUGGAAACUUAAAUACAUUGUUUCUGGUAUGAUUUGUACUAAUGCAGCAUUUGCUCAAGAUACACUACAUUUCGUCCUUGCAGGCGUUGCAUUUGCAUAAAUCUUUAUAAAAGCAAAAUUAUACGGUAUCUUACACAGUAAAUUCUGUAUAUUUUAGACGUGGUUAACCAACGGGCUCAAUAACCAGCCUUGGACUUCUGUGUCAAACCAAGCCAGGUUCUACAUUACUUUUUAUUUCUCUGUGUUCAAAAGCGUGUGAGCGUUGAAAAUGAAUGCUAAAUCCCUCCUCCGAGCCAACACCAAUAAGAACGCCGUGCGCUUUUCGGAGUCGCCUCCCCCUGUGCUCUCUCGUGCCUCCGCAGCGGUGGGCCCCCUUCUGUCCCAGUCAGCAUCACCUACUGUCGGACCUACAGCACCGGGCUUCGCACAGAACCGACCUGGGACUAUGUUGCUACAAAAAUGGCUCAUAUGGAUCCUGUCUGUCGUUUGCGGCUCUGAAGUUACAUUGGGAUUUGUGUAUGACCGGCCCAGACGCUCAGGAGAGGACUCCCGCACAUCUCCCUAUAACCCCUCCUCUGGCUCCUGUAAGAACCGCUGUUUUGAGCUGGUGGAGUUGGACCCUCCAAACUGUCGCUGUGAUAACCUCUGUAAGACCUACCACAGCUGCUGCUCUGACUUUGACCAGCUCUGCCUCAGAACAGAGGGAGGAUACGAGUGCAGUAAAGACCGCUGUGGGGAGAUGCGUAAUGAACAUCACGCCUGCCAUUGCUCAGAUGACUGUUUGGCCAAAGGAGACUGCUGUACCAACUACAAAGCCCUGUGCAGAGGAGACACAUCAUGGCUACAGGAUGACUGUGAAGAGAUCAAGAGUCCUGAAUGUCCAGCUGGGUUUGCGCGUCCACCUCUGAUUAUGCUGUCAGUGGACGGAUUCAGAGCCUCAUACAUGAAGAGAGGAAGCGCCGUCAUACCCAACAUCGAGAAACUGAGGACUUGUGGAACCCAUGCCCCUUACAUGAGACCAGUUUACCCGACCAAGACCUUCCCAAACCUUUACUCUCUAGCCACUGGUCUGUAUCCAGAGUCCCACGGUAUAGUUGGUAACUCCAUGUACGACCCUGUGUUUGAUGCCACUUUCACUCUGAGGAGCCGAGAGAAGCUCAAUCAUCGCUGGUGGGGAGGGCAGCCUAUCUGGAUAACCGCGCUCAAGCAAGGAGUGAAGGCUGCGAGCUUCUUCUGGCCGGUGGGCAUCCCGCUGGAGAGGAGGAUUCUGACCAUGCUGCAGUGGCUCCACCUCCCUGAUGGGGAAAGGCCGUAUGUUUACGCCAUGCACUCUGAGCAGCCUGACACGUACGGACACAAAAUGGGGCCAUUGAGUGCUGAUUUGAGUAACCCUCUGAGAAUGAUUGACCGAGUUGUGGGUCAGCUCAUGAAUGGGCUCAAACAGAUGAAACUGCAUCGCUGCGUCAACAUCAUCCUGGUGGGAGACCAUGGUAUGGAGGAAGCCCACUGCGAUCGCACAGAGUUCCUAAGUAAUUACAUGAAUCACGUGGAUGACAUCAUUCUCAUCCCGGGGUCUUUGGGCCGUAUACGCUCCAGACAUCCCAACAAUGUCAAGUAUGACCCCAAGGCAAUUGUGGCAAAUCUAACCUGUAAGAAGGCCGAGCAGCACUUUAAGCCUUACUUAAAGCAGCACCUGCCUAAGAGACUGCACUACGCCAACAACCGCCGCAUAGAAGACAUUCAUCUGCUGGUGGACAGGAAGUGGCAUGUGGCCAGGAGAGCCCCAGAAGUGAAGCGCCACUGUGGUUUCUUUGGUGAUCAUGGAUACAACAAGAUCAACAGUAUGCAGACAAUUUUUUUGGGAUAUGGACCCACAUUUAAAUUCAGAACUAAAGUCCCAGUUUUUGAAAACAUUGAGCUUUACAACGUCAUGUGUGAUUUACUAGGACUAAAGCCUGCCCCAAACAACGGCACCCAUGGCAGCCUGAACCACCUGCUUCGGAGCCCCCCAUUCAGGCCCCUGGUCCCGGAGGAGGUGUCUCGGCCCACUGCCUCUGGUCUGGUUCUGGGGGGGACAGACGAUUUGGGCUGCAACUGCGACGAAAAGGUCAGCCCUGAAGACCGGCCGUCCAGGGAGCACCUGUCCCAUACACAUACACUAGUUUCUGCUAAUGCUCAUGAGGACAUUAUAGAGAAACUAAAGAACAAAGUGGAGGAGCUAAACCAACGCCUGCGGCAAGCUAUGGACGACAGCAGAAAUCUUCCCUUUGGUCGCCCUGCAGUUCUGUAUCGAACCAAGUACUCCAUCCUCCAUCACAGUGACUACAUCAGCGGAUACAGCGAGUUCUUGUCUAUGCCUCUUUGGACUUCAUACACUGUUAGCAAACAGGUCGAGUUAUACCCCCUCCCUGAUGCCUUAUCCAACUGUGUGCGGCCUGAUACGAGGGUCCCCCCGGCCUACAGCCAGUCCUGCACCAACUACAGAGCAGACAAACAAAUCACGUACGCCUUUGUCUAUCCACCACAAUUAUCUUUACACAUGGAGAAGAAAUAUGAUGCAGUCCUCAUCACUAACACUGUACCAAUGUAUCCUGCGUUUAAAAGGAUAUGGAGUUACUUCCAGAGAGCGUUGGUGAAGAAGUUUGCCACUGAGAGAAAUGGUGUCAACGUUCUCAUUGGUCCAAUAUUUGAUUAUGACUUUGAUGGGGUCAGGGACUCAACUGAAAGAAUUAAAGAGUUUAUGACUGGAACAAUCCCAGUGCCCACACAUUACUUUAUCGUGCUGAGCAGCUGUCUGGACUUCACGCAGCCUGCAGACUCCUGCACUGGUCCACUGAGCAGCGCUGCCUUCAUCCUGCCACACAGGGCCAGCAACGAUGAGACCUGCAAUAGCUCUGAGGAGGAGUCCCGGUGGGUGGAGGACCUGAUGAAGAUGCACACAGCUCGGGUCAGGGACGUGGAGCUCCUCACUGGUCUGGACUUGUACCGACGGACUAACCGACCGUACACUGAGAUCCUCUCCCUCAAGACUUAUAUGCACACGUAUGAGAGCGAAAUCUAGUCCAGUCACAGUGUCUUUUGUCUUUACCGUGGUGGAUUUAUGUGGUACUAAAGAGGUGGUUUCAUCUCCAACACACUGACUUUAAAUGAAUUUGCCCAACUGGGAACUUGAAUUGUCCAUGUGACGUGUUUUUAAAUGUACUUUGUCAUAUUUGCUUCUUGGAUACAAUUUUAAAGACCACUAAACUACAGCAUCACUCACUUUACUUACUGUCCAUUAAUGUCCAUAAAAUGUUUAUGAUCAUUGCAAAUUGCACUCAUUUUAGUCAAGUCUUCUAAUUAACAACAAUUGAGCCUCUAGCUGCACAUAACUGAAUGCAUUGUUGCUCCUUUGUACAUAAAAAACAUGGAUAUAGAAAUAAUAUCUAAUACAUAUUUUUAUGCUAUAUUCUUACAUGGGCUGUACUGUAAAUACCAGAGAUGCUUGUAUUCCUGAAAAAAUCCAUAUUGUUUAUUUCGUCUUUCAACAUGUGAAGUUUUUUAAGCUAAAAAAUAUAAUUGAAUAUUUCUACCUAUCUUUUUUAUUCUCAUAGUAGCUUACAUACAUGGUAAUGACAAUUAAAAUUGCACUAAAAGGUAAUGACAUCAUAUCAUUUUGUUUGCCAGUCUAUAUUACCCACUACCAGUGAGAUGGUAUGUUCAAUGUGUAAAAUAUAUUGUAAUUGUGUGUGUGUUUGCGAAUGAGUGAUGUUUUGAGAUUUUUUUGAAUGUUUUGUGAAUGAUUUCUUGAAUUUUUGUGCACCUGAGCAAUAAUGAUAAUAAA
Boleophthalmus pectinirostris (great blue-spotted mudskipper) is the source of this 3860-nucleotide messenger RNA. RefSeq names its product ectonucleotide pyrophosphatase/phosphodiesterase 2 (gene enpp2). Lineage: Eukaryota; Metazoa; Chordata; Actinopteri; Gobiiformes; Gobiidae. Gene Ontology annotation, molecular function: alkylglycerophosphoethanolamine phosphodiesterase activity; scavenger receptor activity; phosphatidylcholine lysophospholipase A1 activity. The transcript is spliced from 25 exons. Gene Ontology annotation, biological process: immune response; phosphatidylcholine catabolic process. The record is from RefSeq and is a predicted model, not a curated record. The coding region runs from base 306 to 3098 and encodes 930 amino acids.